UUUGCAGAGCAGAGCAUGACUUGCAGCCUGAGUAAUCGCUGGCUCGUCAGACCUUCGAUUUCAGUGUCUGCUGGUCAUCGGUCGAGGCAGCACGCUUUUCGCACUCUCCCGCACGCCGCCUGAAGCCGCAAUGCUGUCUCUCCUCCUCGCGCUGCUCGUAGGCUCUGUGGCCGGCCUGGAGGUGAAGCCCUUGGCCAUCGUGGGCAAUCGACGGUACAUCUCCUACGGCACCGGUCCUUCCGAGAAGAACAGCGUCCUCCUGUGCGCCUACACGCUUGGCGAGGGCCAGGCGGUGUCUAGGGUCCUAUGGGAGAUUCUGAAGGAGGAAGGCUCGGCCGGAACCUUCGAGUGGAAGCCCAACGCCCCUGCGACUGCCACUGGUCUCCUGAAGGACAAGGUGAACCUCGAACGCGAUGACAGUGACCUGGAACUGACUACGCUGACCUAUGAGCUGAGCGCCAACUACAGCUGCACCGUCACUGCCGACGAUGGCAGGAAAGCGAGUGCCAAGGAUGAAAUACUUAUCAUAGACACCACCAGCAACAACAUCUACGAGUCAUUCUUCCCGUCGGAGGCGACAUGCAGCAUCAACACCUCCGUCAGCUACUUCCCCGUGUUCCCGGAGCCGACCGUCAUCGCCGGCCUGUACUCGGAGAGCCUCGGCAAGUACUUCGGGGAGGUCGACGCCUGGGUCGCCGCCCGCCAUCCCAACGGCUCCGUGGCUUACUCUUACAGCAAUUAUGUUAUUAAGGUAGACCAGAGCACCCCGGAUGAUGCCAACUUCCGCUGCGAACUGGGCGUCAGGAAGGCCAAUGGGACGGUGAUAAGCCAGUCUGUGAUGACCUCCCAUAUCUACUUCAAGCACAGCUGUAAGGUCCUCCCUGUUGGAGAAAACCAGACAGUGAUAUACAACACCGACGACAGAACCUGUUAUGGAGAGCCAUACAAGCCAGGAACAGUAAAGGCGACGGUGAAGUGCGCGGAGGGCUUCGUCAGCAGCGGGAACGUGACUUUCGUGACGCUGGUGUGCCACUCAGUCAACGCCACGACUCAUCGCUGGAUCCCCGGGAACGAGGGCCUUCUGCCGGAGGACCUUGUCUGCGAUGCCUACAUUCCGGAAGUGACGACGCCAGCCGACGGGGCAGCCAUGAGGGUCGCCAGCUGCUACGCCUUGCUGACGGCGACGCUGCUGCUCUGCUUCCUCAGCCGCUGAUGGUGGCAGCCGUGGGCGGAGGUGACCGGGUGUUAGUCAUUCCAUCGGCCAAGACGACUCGUGGAGCCUCAAGACUUCGAGGAUUCGUGUGAUGAUUAACGUGAUUCCCUGCGCUGAAUUAAGGUUCAUUUCAGGGCUUUGAUUAAAGGUAAUCGAAGG
Molecule: messenger RNA, 1372 nt
Organism: Penaeus chinensis
Lineage: Eukaryota; Metazoa; Arthropoda; Malacostraca; Decapoda; Penaeidae
Exons: 8
Coding region: 131-1213 (360 amino acids)
Source: RefSeq, a predicted model, not a curated record